Molecule: messenger RNA, 1039 nt
Organism: Corylus avellana
Lineage: Eukaryota; Viridiplantae; Streptophyta; Magnoliopsida; Fagales; Betulaceae
Source: RefSeq, a predicted model, not a curated record
CUGUGUCUUGGCUAGGCUUCUCUUCUGACCCUUGAGAGUAGAUGCGUGCGCGUUACUGGGAGGAGUUGUGAAAAACAUUAUGGGGACGAGAGAGGUGUACGAAGAGAAGCUAAGGAGCGGCAAUCUCUACCACGACCCUACCAUCAACCCCGGCCUCGGCUCGCCUCGCUGCCCUCGCUGUCUCUCCCUCUUAAUCCCUAAUUCCUUAAAGGGUGAAUGGACCAUCACUUCCGUCCUACACAACGCCACUGGUGUGGCUGGGGCAGGUAUUGGUGCGAUGCUUAGUGCAGUUCAUGGUUUCAAUACAGGUAUCCCGCACCUUCAAAAUCGUGUGAAGGGACCAAAGUGGCUUCCUUUUGUAGUUGGGCUUCCUCCACUGCUAAUCGUUUCUGGUGCCAGUGCUGCAUUUGGAGGUUAUGCGCUUCCAAAGUUUACUCAACUCACAGUGACAUCCUAUUAUGCUGCCUCAAGUGCCUCUCAUUAUGGGAUAUCACUUCUCACCCGUCAUAUUGAAGAGACCCAUGCUACCCAGACUCGGCAAGAAAGGCUUCGAUGAUUUCAUCCAGGGUAAAAGGAACUACAGUGAGAUUCAGCUAUGGCUAUCCAGAUUUGAAUGAUUUGAUUUAUAAGGAAUUGCUUCGAUUCUUCACCUUUUUUUUUUUUGGUGUUAAUAUAAAAUAUUAUACUAAACAUCAGCUAAAUUUAUGUAAAUGCGCCAACAUUUGGUGUUAUUGGUUUCCUCUUCCAAAUAUAUAUAAAUAUUGGACGAAUGACUAAUUUAGAGCUUGAUAAUCCCACACCCUUCUUUGUCGAUCAUAUACAAAGAAAAUCCUGAAGAACGUACGGGACCAAAACCCUCUUCUCCUUCUAAUCUAGAAGUCAAAGUAAAUCCUGAUUUUGAGAAACCCGAUGAUCGUCUACUAAUUCCGCCCCCUUCAUCAAAGAGAAAUGAUAUAUGUACUUCUAAAUACAUUUUCUGGCGUGUCAGUAAAAAUUAUUAUUGGAUUUAGAAUAAAUUACUGUUGGAUUUUGGAUUCAA